Symbiodinium sp. CCMP2592 is the source of this 709-nucleotide messenger RNA. The record is from the annotation of a GenBank genome assembly. Lineage: Eukaryota; Dinophyceae; Suessiales; Symbiodiniaceae.
AUGAUGGUUUUUCUGAGGGUGGCCCUCCUGGGCUCAGCGGCGCAGCUGCAGCGCGGGCUGGGCCUGGAGCCUCCGUCGGAGGCCAGCGAUGGCUUUUUUGGUCCGAAGCGCUGGCGCAUUCGGACUUUGGCCAUUGCAGGUACCUGGAUAGCGUUGUUGGCUUAUUCUGUGCUCCUGGCGCCUGGAAAGAGUCCAGACGAGCGCGUGGCGGAUCAGGCUCUGAUCCAGCAGAUAUUCACAACGCCCUUCGACGGCUCGGUGAACCCACUCUUCUGCUGCAUCUUCAACAUGCUAGGCAUCUGGCCGAUGAUCUACGCCGCGACUUUGCUGCCGGGAGCCGAUCGUCAGUCGCCGGCGCCGGCACUGCCGUUCGUGGCUGGUUCUUUCUUCCUCGGUGCUUUUGCGCUCAGCCCUUACCUGGCGCUGCGUGAGAACAGGUCUGUGGCAGGUCAAUCAGGAGAGAUUGACUGGGCCACGGCGAACAUCCUCGAGAACCGCUUAACUGCUGUGGUCCUCCUUGCUUUCGCUGCCUAUUUGGCGCUUUUUGCUGUGGGAAACGGGGCGAUCGGUGGCUUCUCGCCCUCCGAAGCCUUGUCUGGCUUCAUGCCAGUCUUCGGCAGUAGUUUGACUGCCCACGUGUCAAGCCUUGACUUCAUGGUGCUUUGGAUGCUUUUCGGGCCGGUCCUGCUGGAAGAUGGACGCCGACGAG